GGAAUUUUCGUAUGAGAACGAAGAAAGAGAUUAGAGUUUCUUUCAAAGCCACGUGAAAAAAAAUCGAGAGAUAUAGAGAAUAGGGGAUUUUCAAAAAGGAUGUGAGAAGAUUCGAGAGAGAGAGAGAGGAGAGAGAUUAGUCAAAAUGGUGAGAAAUGGCAUUAGGAUUUCGAGGUCUGUGGGCUGCUAAUUGGCUUAUUAUUAUAUGGUUUAAGUUUUUUUUUUUGUCUAAUUUAUUUUAUACGAAAUUGGUUAAUUUAAUUAGAAUAAUUUAAAAUAAAAUAUUAAUCAAAUUAACUGAGAUGGGGUGUGAUAGUAAUUACUAAUAGAUGUCGGUAAUGUAUUCAGCAUAAGAUAAUAAAGGUAAUACUUCACGGUUUGGGAAAAUUCUCUCUGCGCCAGGAUCUGAAACCCUAGAAGCAAUGAAAACAGCAAGAGAAGAAUCCGAGAAUGCUGCUAACGAAGAGGGCGCGCCGAAGAGGCAGAAGCUACUCGAUCAAUCUUCGCCGCAGCUUGCCUUCGAAAACCCGCUCCUUCCGCUGGCUUCUUACGAAGAUGAUGAGGAAGAAGUGGAGGAUAGGAGAGAUGGUGGUAGGGGUAGAGAUGUAUAUGAUGGCAAAAGAGAAGGCCUAAAUGGGCAUACUGAAGAUGAAGAUGAAGAUGAUGACGAAGAAAGUAAAACAGGACAGGGACGACGCAAUCGGUUGAUUGAAGUAAGAAGGGACUGCCCGUAUCUCGAUACUGUUAAUAGACAGGUUUUAGAUUUUGAUUUCGAGAAAUUUUGCUCAGUAUCACUUUCAAACUUGAAUGUCUACGCAUGUUUGGUGUGUGGGAAGUAUUUCCAGGGAAGAGGACCGAAAUCUCACGCAUAUACUCAUAGUCUUGAAGCUGGCCACCAUGUCUACAUUAAUCUCUGUACAGAGAAAGUUUACUGUCUUCCUGAUGGAUAUGAAGUCAUUGAUCCAUCAUUGGAUGACAUUCGCCAUGUACUAAACCCAAGGUUUUCGAGAGAAAGUGUUAUUCAGAUUGACCAGAAUCGUCAAUGGUCCAGGGCGCUUGAUGGUUCUGAUUAUCUUCCCGGAAUGGUGGGGUUAAAUAAUAUCAAAGAGACUGAUUUUGUCAAUGUUACCAUUCAAUCUUUGAUGCGUGUUACUCCCUUGAGGAACUUCUUUCUUAUUCCCGAGAACUAUUCCCAUUGCAAAUCCCAACUUGUUCUCCGAUUUGGAGAGCUCACUCGAAAGAUCUGGCAUGCAAGGAACUUUAAAGGACAGGUCAGUCCGCAUGAAUUUCUCCAGGCAGUUAUGAAGGCUAGUGGGAAAACAUACCGAAUAGGUGCUCAAUCAGAUCCUGUUAGAUUUAUUUCAUGGCUUCUUCAAACGUUGCAUCGGGAUCUGAGAAGAUCUAAAAAGGGCAGCAGCAUCAUUCACCAGUGCUUUCAGGGUGAGCUGGAGGUUGUCAAGGAGAUCCAUAGCAAGCAUAUAGGAGAGAAAAAAGAGAAUGGGGAGAAUGGAGAUGAUGGUGGAAGUGAAGUAAUCAUGGAGACAAGCAAAAUGCCGUUCUUAAUGCUUGGGUUGGACUUGCCACCACCUCCACUGUUUAAGGACAUUAUGGAGAAGAACAUUAUUCCGCAGGUUCCACUUUUCAACAUACUCAAGAAGUUUGAUGGUGAAACUGUGACUGAAGUGGUUCGGCCUGAUACAGCAAGGAUGAGAUAUCGUGUGACGAAAUUGCCGCAGUAUCUUAUUCUUCACAUGCUUCGGUUUACAAGAAACAACUUUUUUGUUGAGAAAAAUCCUACACUGGUUAAUUUCCCUGUGAAGAAUCUGGAACUGAAAGAUUACAUUCCCCUUCCUGCGCCGAAGGAUAAUGAGAAAUUGCGAUCGAAGUACGACUUGAUUGCAAAUAUUGUUCACGACGGUAAACCAGGUGGAGGAUCAUAUAGAGUAUUUGUGCAGCGAAAGUCAGAAGAACUAUGGUAUGAGAUGCAGGACCUCCAUGUGUCAGAGACAUUGCCACAGAUGGUCGCCCUCUCGGAGGCGUACAUGCAGAUAUAUGAGCAGCAGCAGUAGAAGAUUAUUAGAGAUACUGAGAAAAAGGAAAUCAUUAAAUAUCUGAAUUUUGUCAUCGGCAUGAAGCCGUAUUAUGGUGUAUCUGGUUUCGAAUUUGUUCACCUUAUUGGCUAUUGAAGCUUCGGAGAUGGUGGCAUCUUGAUGUUGUGAUAUGCCUCCAACAAGACUAACUACACCAGAAAUCGAUGGUUUGGUAGUUGCAGGGGA
This is a messenger RNA of Salvia miltiorrhiza (redroot sage), 2276 nucleotides long. RefSeq lists its product as uncharacterized. NCBI's taxonomy places the organism in Eukaryota, Viridiplantae, Streptophyta, Magnoliopsida, Lamiales, Lamiaceae. Gene Ontology annotation, biological process: mRNA processing; protein deubiquitination; spliceosomal complex assembly. The record is from RefSeq and is a predicted model, not a curated record. The coding region runs from base 423 to 2069 and encodes 548 amino acids. Gene Ontology annotation, molecular function: zinc ion binding; cysteine-type deubiquitinase activity. The transcript has 9 exons.